Hippoglossus stenolepis (Pacific halibut) is the source of this 7066-nucleotide messenger RNA. It is a transcript of the gene ralgapb, whose product is annotated as Ral GTPase activating protein non-catalytic subunit beta. The transcript is spliced from 32 exons. The record is from RefSeq and is a predicted model, not a curated record. The coding region runs from base 239 to 4858 and encodes 1539 amino acids. Gene Ontology annotation, molecular function: GTPase activator activity. Gene Ontology annotation, biological process: regulation of small GTPase mediated signal transduction; activation of GTPase activity. NCBI's taxonomy places the organism in Eukaryota, Metazoa, Chordata, Actinopteri, Pleuronectiformes, Pleuronectidae.
CACAACCUGAAGGCAGCAACGCAGUUCCAGUGCCCAACCAUAGGGGGCGUCGAUCUACGGAUCCCGUUUCCCGUUAGCCCGUCAAGCUCAGCUACCCAAACCUUGACAUUGCGAAGAUGGAGGCUGUGAUGGUGUAGACCGGGACAAGAACUCACUGCGGAGCCGUGUUAUGACAAGAUACCCAGUCGGUCCAGGUGGAGGCAGGUGGUGUGAGUAGAGUGCAAUAGACAUCGGCAGCAUGUACUCCGAGUGGCGCUCGCUGCAGCUGGUGGUGCAGAGCGACCAGGGCCACCUCAGCGUUCUGCACACCUUUCCCAACAAUGUGGGCACGGAGGUGGCGAAUGCUGUCGUCAAACCUCUGGGCACAGCUGUGAGCCCUGUUGCCACAGAGAACAUCCUCAAGACAGACAAGGAGGUAAAGUGGACCAUGGAAGUGCUCUGUUACGGCCUCACCCUCCCCUUAGAAGGGGACACGGUCAAGCUGUGUGUAGAUGUGUACACAGACUGGAUGAUGGCCCUGGUGUCGCCCAGGGACUCGAUGCCUCAGCCUGUGGUCAAGGAGCCCAAUAUGUAUGUCCAGUCCAUCCUUAAACAUCUUUACAACGUGUUCGUACCAAGGCCUGACCAGCACAGUCUGAACCACAUCAGGCUUUGCCAGCAGGUUCUGACUGCUGUCCAGAAACUGGCAAGAGAGUCCGUCUCCAUGGUUAGGGAAACCUGGGAGGUGCUGCUGCUCUUCCUGCUACGCAUCAAUGACACCUUACUUGCCCCACCCACAGUUGGAGUUGGCGUGGCAGAGAAACUGGCAGAGAAAUUGAUGGCAGUGCUGUUUGAGGUGUGGCUGCUGGCAUGCGCCCGCUGUUUUCCCACGCCACCAUACUGGAAGACGGCUCGGGAGAUGCUGGCCAAUUGGAGACACCACCCUCCAGUCGUAGAGCAGUGGAGCAGAGUGGCCUGUGCCCUGACCUCCAGGCUUUUGCGCUUUACCCACGGACCGUCCUUCCCUCCGUUCAAAGUUCCUGAUGAGGAUGCCAACCUGAUUCCUCUGGAGAUGGACAAUGACUGUGUGGCACAGACGUGGUACCGCUUUCUUCACAUGCUUAGCAAUCCAGUGGACCUGAGCAACCCUGCGAUAGUGAGCACCACUCCAAAGUUUCAGGAACAGUUUCUAAACUCCAGCGGUAUCCCUCAUGAAGUGGUCCUACAUCCGUGUUUGAAACAGCUCCCCCAGAUCUUCUUCAGGGCCAUGAGGGGGGUCAGCUGCCUAGUAGAUGCCUUCCUGGGUAUAUCACGUCCCAGAGCUGACAGUGCCCCGCCCACCCCGGUCAACAGAAUGAGCAUGUCCCCGCCCCCCUCCAUCACCAACACCACGCCCCCUCACAGCCGCAAGCAGCGGCACACCGUGGUCACCAAAACCACAAGCAAGAGUUCAACUAGCAGUGGUAGUCAACCAACCAAAGCAUCCCAGCAGCAACAGCAGCAGCAGCAGCAAAAUUCGUCCUCCCCGACCCUGCUCUCCAGCCCCAACCAGAGCAGCUGGGAGUCUCGGCCUCUGCCCGCCCCGGCAAGGCCGAAGGUUAACAGCAUCCUUAACCUGUUCGGCCAGUGGCUUUUUGACGCUGCUCUGGUGCACUGUAAGCUCCACAGCGGCCUCAGCCGAGACCCUAGCAUGACCGCCUCUUUUAUCCAAAUUCUCCUUUCUUAUAAAUCUUCGAUAGCCACUCAAGUAGGUCUGGAGCUGAGAAGGAAGGGUUCUCAAAUGUCCAAUGACUCCAUGGUGUCAAACCCCAUGUUUGACGCCAACGAGUUCCCAGAGAGCUAUGAGGCUGGACGAGCCGAGGCCUGUGGGACUCUCUGCCGCAUCUUCUGUAGCAAGAAAACUGGAGAAGAGAUUCUGCCUGUUUAUCUUUCCAGAUUCUACAUGGUCCUGAUUCAGGGUCUCCAGAUCUCUGACUUCAUCUGCAGACCAGUUCUGGCUUCUAUCAUUCUCAACUCUUCCUCUCUCUUCUGUACUGACCUGAAGGGCAUCAAUGUGGUGGUGCCGUACUUCAUAGCUGCCUUGGAGACUAUAGUUCCAGACAGGGAGCUGUCCAAAUUCAAGAUCUAUGUCAAUCCUACUGACCUAAGGAGAGCCUCCAUCAACAUCCUGCUCGCCAUGUUGCCGUUGCCGCAUCACUUUGGCAACAUCAAAUCAGAGGUUCUGUUGGAGGGAAAGUUCAAUGAGGAGGAUGGGUGGCCUCAUGACCAGCCUGUGUCUUUCCUUUCCCUAAGGCUACGUCUCGUCAAUGUCCUGAUCGGAGCACUGCAAACUGAGACUGACCCCACUAACACUCAGCUCAUCCUGGGUGCAAUGCUCAAUAUCGUUCAAGACUCAGCGCUUUUGGAGUCCAUAGGAGCACAGACUGAAACAGGGAGUAUAGAUGGGAGCCAUGUAACAGUGAGGAGUCAGAGUCACAGCCGCACCAACAGCGGCAUUAGUUUCACCAGCGGAGGCAGCACAGAGGCAACCAGCCCAGAUUCUGAGCGUCCUUCUCAGGCCCUGCUGCGGGACUACGCUCUUCCAGAUACGGCGGUGGGCCUGCUGGUGCGCAGUAUCCACCUGGUCACACAGAGGCUCAACUCUCAGUGGAGGCAAGACAUGAGCAUUUCACUGGCUGCCCUGGAGCUGCUGGCUGGGCUGGCCAAGGUGAAGGUCGGAGUGGACUCUGCAGACCGCAAACGUGCCGUCAGCUCUAUAUGUGGGUACAUCGUGUACCAGUGUAGCCGUCCAGCUCCUCUUCAAUCUCGAGACCUCCACUCUAUGAUUGUAGCUGCCUUCCAGUUUCUGUGUGUGUGGCUCACAGAACACCCUGACAUGCUGGAUGAGAAGGAUUGUUUGGUAGAGGUGUUGGAGAUUGUGGAGCUGGGAAUAUCUGGUAGCAAGUCCCGACAGGAACAGGAAGUUCGGCAUAAAGGGGAGAAGGAGCACAACCCGGCUUCAAUGAGGGUGAAGGACGCUGCUGAGGCAACUUUGUCCUGUAUCAUGCAGGUGUUGGGGGCCUUCCCUUCUCCCAGCGGGCCUGCCUCCACCUGCAGCCUACUGAAUGAAGACACCCUGAUUCGUUACGCCAGACUGAGUGCCACAGGAGCCAGCAACUUCCGCUACUUUGUGCUGGACAACUCUGUCAUCCUCGCCAUGCUGGAGCAGCCUCUCGGCAACGAGCAGAACCCCAGUCCAUCGGUGACAGUUUUAAUCCGAGGCACAGCUGGCAGACAUGCCUGGACCAUGCAGCUCUUCCACCAACCCAGAGGAGCUCGGGCCAAUCAGAGGCAGGUGUUUGUUCCAGAGGGUCGUCCUCUGCCGAAAAAUGAUGUGGGGAUAAAAUACAGCGUCAAGCAGAGGCCCUUCCCUGAAGAGGUGGAUAAGAUUCCUCUUGUCAAGGCUGAUGUCAGUAUUCCUGACCUGGAUGACAUUGUCAGUAAAGAGGCAUGUUAUUUGGACUGGCAGGAUGAUUCAAGAGCUACAAAUACACUGAGUUAUUACCCACACCUGGAGGUUCAGCAUGACAGGCUUCGUAUUCUGAUGACCAAGCAGAUAGAGUAUGAGAACACCUUGGAGCGGCACAGUGAGGAAAUCUGGAAGUCCAACACUUUCCCUGACCCACAGACGGACUGCAAACCUCCUCCUCCGUCGCAGGAGUUCCAGACGGCGCGUCUCUUCCUCUCCCACUUUGGUUUUCUCUCUCUGGAGGCACUGAAGGAGCCCAACAACAGUCGUCUACCUCCUCAUCUGAUUGGCCUGGAGUCAUCCUUGCCAGGAUUUUUUGAUGACAUCAGCUACCUGGACCUCCUUCCCUGUCGACCAUUUGACACCGUCUUUAUUUUCUACGUGAGAGCUGGACAGAAAAGUAGCCACGAGAUCCUGAGGAACGUGGAGUCAUCAUCGAGUGUCCAGCCUCACUUCUUGGAGUUCCUGCUGUCCUUGGGCUGGCCUGUGGACGUGGGACGCCACCCAGGUUGGACGGGACACCUAGAUACCAGCUGGUCCCUGAACUCCUUCUGCGACAGCAAUGAUACACAACAAAUAGAGGAAGCAGCUACUCCUGAGGACACAGGAGGUUCCGUGUUCAAUGGGGAGAAGAAGGUUUUGUACUACGCUGAUGCUCUGACAGAGAUUGCCUUCGUUGUUCCAUCUUUGACAGAAAACUCGGAGGAGUCAUCGGUGCACAGUGACUCCACAGUGGAGGCAGACACCAACACAGAAAUAGUGCCUGGUUUACUUAAACAACCCAACCUCACACUGGAGCUCUUCCCCAACCAUUCAGAAAACCUUGAGUCUGCCAAGAAGCUGAGUCCUUUGGUGAAGACAAAGAGGUCAUCGACUGGAAAGUCCUUCCCACCACUGGGUCCGGAGACAAAAGUGUUCGUGGUUUGGGUGGAGCGCUUUGAUGAUAUUGAGAACUUCCCGUUGACUGAGCUCUUGGCGGAAACCAGCACGGGCUUGGAAGCUAGCAUGAGCAACAGCACUUCCUGCAGGUCGGGCUUACUAGAGAAGGAUGUUCCACUGAUCUUCAUCCACCCUCUGAAGACGGGACUCUUCAGGAUUCGGCUGCAUGGAGCUGUGGGCAAAUUUGGCAUGGUGAUCCCCCUGGUGGACGGCAUGGUGGUCAGCCGCAGAGCUCUAGGGUUCCUGGUUCGUCAGACGGUCAUCAACGUGUGCCGACGGAAGCGUCUGGAAAGUGACUUGUACAACCCGCCCCAUGUGAGGCGGAAGCAGAAAAUAACUGAGAUUGUCCAGCGUUACCGCAACAAGCAGCUGGAGCCAGAGUUUUACACCUCGCUCUUCCAUGAGGUGGGGGAGGGAAAGCCUCACCUCUAAUACCCCUGCCCUGUCCUAACACUGGCUCACAAGCGCACACAGACACACACAUGCUUUAUACCUAUACUCUUACACCAUUUACAUACAUACACACCCACACCACACACACACACAGAAUCUUUAUAUUUAUACUGUACUAUUUUGUUAUUUAUAUGAAUACAUAUAUCAACACUGUCUGCCUUUGACUCUGAGAGCAAAGUGUCAAAAACCAUGCCAAGGUGGAAAAGCUACAUUUCUGUGUCGCAGCCUCUCGCGGAACAUUUGAAUGGCUGAAGUUCAACAGUCUCUGCUCAUUAGGUCUCAUGCUUUGUGGCAAAAGAGUUUCUGCUUGUCUUCAAACUGCAAUACAAUAGUUACACUGUUGGCCUUUCUCAACUUGUAAAAAAAAAAAAAAAAUGUUUGUUCUCUAAACCCUGUGACAUGAGUGAAUUUCCUGAUGGUUUUGGUAAUACAGAGUUGUGUCCAAAAAACCCAGAUUUGUUUUUUGUUGUUGUUGUAAUCAAACAGAUUCAUAGCUGGAUCUUUGCCAAGGAGACAAACAUGCAAGCGUCAUAAAAAAGUUUUUAAAUCCAAAUCGCUGCUGCUUUCAGGCAAGUUGCCUUGAUAGAGCGAAGAAAUGAUGGACAUCGUUAACGGCCAAUCAUCUACACCCAGACGUCUGCUAAAUUCUUCCCAGUGCAAACAGAAAUUCGGCCGCUGCAGCAGCUUACUGGUUUUUUUUCAGAUGAUUUACAGGACUCCUGUGUUCUAUUACUGUAUGUGGGUGUAAUUUUUGGAACCUGCACUGUCUCUGUGCCAGUCUGAAAGUCAUCCCAUCUCACAGCAGCCACUGCACUGUGUUUGUGUGUGUGUGUGUGUGUAUGUGUAUGUGUAUGCACAUGUAUCCUUAUUCAAAUAAUCAACACUACAAGAAGUCAUACUGACCCCUAAACCUCUCAUAGAAAGCAUUUCAUGAUGAAUUAUGUCACUUUACAAACAAAUGUGUCUCAAAGUAAAUUCAGUUUUGAACAUUUCAAUCUCGGUCAAAGCUCGGUAACUCGAGAGUGUGCCGGUAAAGCAGUGACGGAGCUCCUGGAGUUUGCACUUGAUGAUCGCAGAGCUGAUAACAUAAGGACCACAAAGACAUUUUAGCUUUGGAGUCUCGAACGUGUCACAGAUUUGCACAUCCCAUAAAACACAAACAGGUGCUGAACCAAUGAAUUAACGUGGAGGCAGACAAAUGGAGGUGCACACACACCGUCGCUCAUUUCUAUGCAGUUUUAAUGAUCAUCCCAGACAACGUCUCAAUACAACUGAAUAGAAGCGAGCGCUGCUGUGCAGACCUCCAUUCUGCUGAUGACAAACAGAACCACGGCACAAAUGAAGUGUCUACAAAAUCUAUGGUGAUGUAUUCAGAGGCCAAAGUAAUCACUGUAGCUAACAGCGUUGUCUAACGUCCAUCUUGCCUGAUCCCAGCUGUAUUUUUUUUUAUUCUAAACCCAGAAAGAAAAUUUAACACAAUCAUUUUGGAUGACAGAAAUUAAAAGCUUUGCCUUCACAAAUAUUUUUUUUGGGGCUUCACAGUUUCACUUUAGUUUACUCACUGUACUUUGGUCUAUUCAAGCUCUCCUCACUGUCUGCCUGUAACAAUGUGAAGUUAUUUAUCACAGCGAUGGAACAGGACAAACACCUCUCGUUUCUUAUGUUGUUUUGGGAAGUCUUAAUGCACUGAGCACAUUUUCUGUUUUAUUUUCUAUUCCCUGUGGUUCCCCUUCCAUGUCUUUUUGUACUUUUGUGCAUUUUGAAAGAAAACCCUGCUGAAGGAAGAGUUUUAUCUUGUGAAAUAUGAAUGAAAAAGAGGCGCCGGCGAGUUUUUAAACCUAUCAUGUCUAACUGUGUGACUCACUUUUUACGAGCGUGCUUUAUGCACAUGCCUUUUUUUUGGAAGGAAAAAAAAAAAACAUUAAAUAUGCUUCAAAGAAACUACAUACAAUCAGUCAUACAUUGUAUCCUAUGUUACUCCUCUGAUCAUAUUUAAGGAUUUGCCAUGUACAGAAGCGGAGGAUGAUAUGUAAAUAUAUGAAAGUGUAGGGCAUUUACAAGUUGUCUGUUGCAUUCAUCUGAGACGGCGAGAAAAAGCUAUGUAUGUAUGCAAUUAUGUGUGGGAGGAUCACAAUGGGUAUUGAAUGUAACAUGCAUCAAUUAAAACUAUUAUGAGCUUUUAAUUUC